UCCAAAAUUAAUUAACUUCCUAAAAAUACCCUUAAACAUUUUCAAUAAUCCCCACCAUGUCCCUUCACUCAGACUCUCCUCCCUCCUCCAGCAGAGACUGGCUCUUCCCCUCGCCGGCCUACAUCCACUCCGCUUACCACCCGGCGAAUUCCCCAAAACACCUCCGGAGAUUCACCACGACCCCCAGAACAUCCCACCCUCGCACUCCGGAUCCUAGACCCUCAAGAACGUUCCGGAACGAUGGCGUUCCGGCCUCGAACCCGAUUCCGUAUAGGGAUUUCAGGUAUGCAGGGGUUCGCCGGAGAUUCGACCUCUCUCGCCGGACCGAGAGGCUUCCGAAACGGGACGAUGCUGGAGCCGUUUCGGGACGGAAGUCGGAAAUCACCGCCGUUUCGAGGGAGAAAGUGUGUACCGCCGAGAAGGUUUUCGGAUUUUCGGGUCGGGUCUUUAGAGUUCGGUGGAAAAUGGCAAUCUCUGUAGCCAUUUUGAUCACAGUGUUCUCCUCACUUCUGCACAACAACUUCUCAUUACAGAACCAAGUCAAUGAGCUUCGGGACCAGGUCUCCAAAUGCAAUAUCUCAAUAGAUGCAACCAGUUCCUUUAAACAGGAGAGUGAUCAUCGUCCAAGCAAAAACUUGAAAAUUUUAGCGCUCAUUCUCUCUCUCACAAUUUUAUCUAUUCCUAUUCUUAUUUUCAAGUACAUUGACUACAUCUCUAAAUCAAGAUCAUUGGACAACAUUUCAGAAGAAGUUUCUCUCAGUAAGCAACUAGCAUAUCGUGUGGAUGCGUUUUUGUCAGUCCACCCAUAUGCUAAGCCAUUGGCAUUGCUAGUUGCAACUCUAUUACUUAUAUGUCUUGGGGGCUUGGCACUCUUUGGAGUGACUGAUGGUAGCUUAGCAGAAUGCCUUUGGUUAUCUUGGACAUAUAUAGCUGAUUCAGGCAACCACUCUGGCUCUGAAAGUGUUGGUUGGAGGCUUGUUUCGGUUUCCAUUAGCUUUGGUGGGAUGCUUAUAUUUGCAAUGAUGCUUGGACUUGUUUCUGAUGCAAUUUCGGAGAAGCUGGACUCACUGAGGAAAGGAAGAAGUGAGGUGGUCGAACAAAACCACACUUUAAUUCUUGGGUGGAGUGAUAAACUGGGGUCACUACUUAAUCAACUUGCUAUAGCCAAUGAUAGUUUGGGUGGAGGAAUUGUUGUUGUGAUGGCUGAACGAGACAAAGAGGAAAUGGAACUUGACCUUGCUAAAAUGGAAUUCGAUUUCAAAGGAACAUCAGUUAUAUGCAGAAGCGGGAGCCCUCUGAUUCUAGCAGAUCUGAAAAAGGUAUCUGUCUCCAAGGCCCGUGCAAUCAUUGUCCUUGCUGAAGAUGGAAAUGCUGAUCAGAGUGAUGCCCGUGCACUUAGAACAGUUUUAAGUCUAACUGGAGUUAAAGAAGGGCUUAGAGGACAUAUAGUUGUGGAACUUAGUGAUCUUGACAAUGAGGUCCUUGUUAAACUUGUUGGCGGAGAUCUUGUAGAAACUGUUGUGGCUCAUGAUGUAAUUGGUCGCUUGAUGAUUCAAUGUGCUCGGCAACCUGGACUUGCACAGAUCUGGGAAGACAUCCUUGGGUUUGAAAACUGUGAGUUCUACAUCAAAAGAUGGCCACUGUUGGAUGGCAUGCAAUUUGAGGAUGUCUUAAUCAGUUUUCCUUAUGCCAUUCCUUGUGGGGUCAAGGUUUCAUCAUGUGGUGGUAAAAUUAUUCUGAAUCCUGAUGAUUCCUAUGUUCUACAAGAAGGUGAUGAAGUUCUUGUCAUAGCUGAGGAUGACGACAGCUAUGGUCCAGCAACAUUGCCUACGGUCAAAGAAGCAUCAUUCAUACACUUUGCUCGACCAACAAAAAAGCCACAGAAGAUUCUACUUUGUGGAUGGAUGUGGGACAUUGAUGAUAUGAUUGUGGUAUUGGAUGCGUUUCUAGCACAUGGUUCAGAGGUUUGGAUGUUCAAUGAGGUUCUUGAGAAGGAGAGGGAGAAGAAGCUUAUUGAUGGUGGUCUUGACAUCAGCCGGUUGGUGAAUAUAACCUUGGUUAAUCGUGAGGGAAAUGCUGUAAUACGGCGCCACUUGGAAAGCCUUCCCCUAGAAUCGUUUGAUUCAAUCUUGAUUCUGGCUGAUGAAUCUGUUGAAGAUUCAGCAAUUCAAGCUGAUUCCAGAUCUCUUGCUACAUUACUAUUAAUUCGUGACAUUCAGGCUAAACGUCUCCCAUUCAGAGAAGCCAUGGUAAACCAAGUUCAUAGAGGGAGCUUCUCACAAGGCUCUUGGAUUAGAGAAAUGGUGCUAGCUUCAGAUAAAUCAGUUAUAAUCAGUGAAAUUCUGGACCCAAGGACAAAAAAUCUAUUAUCCAUGUCAAAGAUCAGUGAUUAUGUUUUAUCAAAUGAGCUUGUCAGCAUGGCACUGGCCAUGGUUGCGGAGGAUCGACAAAUAAAUGAUGUAUUAGAAGAGCUCUUUGCAGAGGAGGGAAAUGAGAUGCAUAUAAGGCAAGCAGAUCUGUAUCUUCUUGAAGGGGAGGAAUUGAGUUUCUAUGAAAUACUUUUACGAGCCCGACUAAGGAGGGAGAUUGUGAUUGGUUACCGUUUAGCUAAUGAUGAGAAAGCAGUCAUCAAUCCCCCUGUUAAAAGCGAGAGACGAAGGUGGUCACUGAAGGACAUUUUUGUUGUGAUUGCUGAGAAGGAUUGAGUCAAGAAACAGGCUAUCUUUGAAAGGAAUGAAGAUCUUAGACCCCAAAGUCGUUGGGAUUUUAAAUUUGCUGGUGCCGUGCAAUUGAGAGAAUGGACCAGCCAUCCCGUCUAGAUUUCUAUGCCAGAAAUCAACCUCAAAUUUUCACUAGGAUUUGGCUUUCCUGUAGUUUUUUAAACGGUCCAAAUGAAAAUGCUGAGAAGCUUAAAUUUAAUGCCUGCCUCUCCGUGUGUUUUCAUACGUCAUAGUGAUUGCUUUAGCCAGAGCUGUAUUAUACCACCAAAAUGUAAAACAAAGUUGAGAACAAUACGCUGUUCUCCCUUCUCUUUCUGCCUGCAAAUGGGGUUGGGGGUUUUUGAAUUCCACAUUUGUAUGGUAGCCUUUAUGUUUAUGAUUGUAAAUGGAUUGAACUAUUCAUAGUGAAUUAUAUUUGAAUCAAAACGCCACUGAGCAAGGCAACAGUCUGCCAA
Messenger RNA from Corylus avellana, 3175 nucleotides. Its product is annotated as ion channel CASTOR. The record is from RefSeq and is a predicted model, not a curated record. Lineage: Eukaryota; Viridiplantae; Streptophyta; Magnoliopsida; Fagales; Betulaceae. Gene Ontology annotation, biological process: monoatomic ion transport.